Molecule: messenger RNA, 1893 nt
Organism: Rhizoctonia solani
Lineage: Eukaryota; Fungi; Basidiomycota; Agaricomycetes; Cantharellales; Ceratobasidiaceae
Product: NAD-dependent histone deacetylase SIR2
Exons: 8
Coding region: 1-1893 (630 amino acids)
Molecular function (GO): NAD+ binding
Source: RefSeq, a predicted model, not a curated record
AUGUCGGAUUCAAAUCUUCUGGCCCGACUGGCAGAAAUACUAAGGCGGCAGCAACAGCAGCCAAGAGAUGGGUCCAUAGAUGGCGACGAAGAUGAGGAUGAUACGCGACAUACGAUGACAGCGGAAGAACUUGAAGAGGCUCAGCGUCUCUUGUGGCAGUAUAUCGCGGAUCCCCACGGAAGCGACGGGACAGUACCCCGAGAGGAUCCAAAGGUGCUGGAGACGCGUGACUUGGCGGGCAUUGCAAACUAUCUCAAAUCUGGGACGGGCUAUGGGUCAGGAAAGAAGAAGGUAGUAUUGAUGGUUGGUAUAAGCACCUCGGCUGGGAUUCCUGACUUUAGAUCCCCCAAAACUGGUCUAUAUGCUAACCUCGCUCGUCUAAAUUUACCCUAUCCCGAGGCUGUCUUUGAUAUUCAUUUCUUCGAACAAAACCCUCUCCCAUUUUAUACAUUGGCCCACGAGUUGUAUCCGGGCAAAUUCCGUCCUACUGUAACCCACUCGUUCAUCAAACUACUAUCUGACAAGGGAAUGCUACAGAUGUGUUUCACCCAGAACAUUGAUACACUCGAACGUCUCGCCGGAGUCCCAGCUUCCCAACUGGUAGAAGCCCACGGCUCGUUUGCGGAGAACCACUGUAUUAGCUGCGGAGCCGAGUUCCCAGCAGACGAAAUGCGAGAACUUGUCAUGGCCAAGAAUCCGGAUGUUCCUGGGGGAGUCAAUGUACCAAGGUGUAAAAAGCCUAAUUGUGGGGGGUUGGUUAAACCUGACAUUGUGUUCUUUGGGGAAUCGCUUCCAGAACGGUUCCACGAAUCACUGAGCCUUUUACCGUUUGCCGAUCUGGCGCUGGUGAUUGGUACCAGUCUAACUGUGCAUCCGUUUGCCCGUCUUCCUCAGAUGGUGAGCGACCGGUGCCCAAGGGCGCUAUUGAAUAUGGAGACGGCGGGACAAUUUAACAGGGCAGAUGACGUGAUUCAUUUGGCACCUUGCGACGAUGCCGUCCGCGAGCUUUGCGAUCUUCUCGGCUGGAGGGACGAACUGGAAAAACUAUGGGCAGAAACAGAGAACAUAGUUGCCGGUCCAUCGACUUCGACUCAACCGGGACCAGACAAGACCGAAGACGACCUUGCUGUAUUGAUGGACAAGGCGCUCAACUUGAACGCAGCCGAGAAGAACGCCGAGGAUGUAGCGGAGAAAACAGCUGCUACGACCGAGUCUGCUCGACCUGGUCCAAAUGCGCAAAAGGCAACGGCGAGCAUUCGGGUGUCUCUUGCUUGGUUGCCCGAGCCGGCGCCUGUACCAGAUGAAGAGAGCGUACUAGUUUUAACUGCUCCGACCGGUCAAUACGUGGACAUCCGUAUUAAACUUGCUCGUACCGACUCUUCAACCGCUACUUCCCAACUCUCCGAAACGCCCAUCAACGAUCCCUCCAAUGUCCCCUCCGAUUCGAAUCUCUCUUGGGGAUUCGCAGGAAUAGCCAGUCGAACGUCAGAUGGGAAAGGAGGUCGCUGGUCCCGCGUCGUUGAUUCUCGAACAGCCGAUCCAGCCGGAGAAACAGACGAAGGCCAAGAAGAAACUCUUCCGAACGGGGAUACCAAAGAGUCCGGCACGAUGGACGGGAAAGCCUACAUCGAAGUAUGGAGGAGUUUGGAUGUCGGAAGUUCGCCCGAAGUCUGGGUCUCGGAGAAAAAGGACGUAGGGAUGGUGGUGAGAGUGGGCGAGUGGGCGCAAGGCGUGGUUAGGAACGGGGAUCAAGUUAGCGUGUUUCGUGCUCGGUUCAAGGACGAUAGUUGGGUCGAUGUGUAUCGAGUGGGUUCGGUCGAAGUGUUCCCUGCGAUUGGUGGAUCGUUGGAAGGGUGGGAUGUCCUUGGUGAUCUUGCCGAAACGAAGCUUUGA